AUGGACUACACUCCGCUCAAGAGGUAUGGUUCACUCUGGGAAAGAAAUACUAUCGAGUGUCAGCAACGAGAAAGCUGGAUCUACAACGCAGUUCAAGGUAUGUCGAAAGGAAAGAAGUCUAUGACUGAGUAUCUAGGUGAUGUGAAAGGCGUUUGUGAUCAGUUAGACUCAAUAGACUGUGCUUUGUCUGAACAAGAAAUGAUAUAUGGUGCGUUAGCUGGUCUUGGAAAGGAGUAUGAAUCUAUAUGUACUGUGAUUGAGCAUUCCAUGAAUUCUGUUAAUGAGAUGAGUUUUGAGGAUGCUGUGUUCAAGCUCAUAACUUUUGAUGACAAGGUGAAGGUUCUCAACAAUCAGCCAGAACCAAGCCCUCACCUUGCCUUUCAUGCUGGACGUGGUUAUUCUUCACUUGGUCGUGGAGGUAAUAGCAACAGGGGAGGCUACAGAGGAUGUGGCAACUACUCCACUCAUGGUCGAGGCUUCAGUCAACAGUUCACUGGAUCUUCUGGAACAAGACCAACCUGUCAGAUAUGUGGUCGUUAUGGUCACUCCGUCGCUUGCUGUUACAAUCGGUUUGAUCAGGACUAUGACAGUCCAGAUACAAUUCACAAUGCUCUUACAACAAUGCGGCUGUCUGAUCAAGAACGACAGUCAGGUGCUGAGUGGUAUCCAGAUUCAGCUGCAUCAGCUCACAUCACCAACGAUCCAAAUCAGCUCACCUCCUCUGCUCCCUACCUUGGUAAUGAUCAAGUUAUCGUCGGUAAUGGAGACUUCCUCCCUAUCACUCAUGUUGGGUCCGUAGCUUUGCAAACAACGCAAGUUACUUUACCUCUUGAGGAUGUCUUGUCAUCUUCUCAAAUAGAAGAUUUCGAGAUGCCUCCGGUCGGUGGAAUGAACGACGACGACGAAAUGGAUUUCGGUGACGACGCCUCCUUCCUCAAACCCGGUGAGGAGAAGGAGAUCCAGCAAGGUUUGAAGAAGAAACUCGUCAAGGAAGGCGAAGGAUUCGAGACUCCUGAGAACGGCGAUGAAGUUGAAGUGCACUACACUGGUACUUUGCUCGAUGGGACCAAGUUCGAUUCCAGCCGUGACAGAGGAACGCCUUUCAAAUUCACCCUCGGACAAGGUCAGGCUAUUAAAGGAUGGGAUAUUAGUAUUAAGACUAUGAAGAAAGGCGAAAACGCUGUAUUCACCAUCCCUUCGGAGCUGGCUUAUGGUGAAUCUGGUUCGCCACCGACCAUCCCUGCUAAUGCCACGCUUCAGUUUGAUGUGGAGUUGCUUUCUUGGUCUAGUGUCAAGGACAUAUGCAAAGAUGGAGGCGUUUUAAAGAAGAUUGUUGCUGCGGGGGAGAAGUGGGAAACUCCAAAGGAUCUCGAUGAAGUUCUUGUUAAGUAUGAGGCUAAGCUUGAGGAUGGUACGGUUGUUGGAAAAUCUGAUGGUGUUGAGUUCACUAAAGACGGUUACUUCUGCCCUGCACUUUCUAAGGCUGUGAAAACCAUGAAGAAGGCAGAGAAGGUUCUUCUGACAGUCAAACCACAAUAUGGUUUCGGGGAGAAGGGUAAGCCAGCCUUUGGGGGUGAAGGAGCACUUCCUCCAAAUGCGACGCUUGAGAUCGAGCUGGAGUUAAUUUCCUGGAAGACAGUUUCUGAGGUGACUGAUGGUAACAAGGUCAUCAAGAAAAUCUUGAAACAAGGGGAAGGUUGUGAGCGUCCCAACGACGGGGCGGAGUUGCUUUCUUGGUCUAGUGUCAAGGACAUAUGCAAAGAUGGUGGUGUGUUUAAGAAGAUUGUUGCUGCGGGGGAGAAGUGGGAAAUGCCAAAGGAUCUCGAUGAAGUUCUCGUUAAGUAUGAGGCUAAGCUCGAGGAUGGUACGGUUGUUGGGAAAUCUGAUGGUGUUGAGUUCACUGUUAAAGACGGUUACUUCUGUCCUGCAUUUGCUAAGGCUGUGAAAACCAUGAAGAAGGCAGAGAAGAUUCUUCUGACUGUUAAACCACAAUAUGGGUUUGGGGAGAAGGGCAAGCCAGCUUCUGGUGGUGAAACUGCGGUUCCUCCAAACGCGACCCUUGAGAUCGAACUGGAGUUACUUUCCUGGAAGACAGUUCCUGAAGUGAAUGAUGAUAACAAGGUCAUCAAGGAUCUCGAUGAAGUUCUCGGUGAUUAUCAAGAAAGAGAGGUAUAUUUGGCCGUAUACAGUGUCUUUCAAAAAUAUGGUACGUCAUCAGAGCCACAAGUUAAGCAGAUCCUCGUAGAUCUCAGAUCUGAACUUGGCAUCUCUGAAGAUGUAUCCUCCAAACUUGAGAAUGAGAAGAAGCCCAAGAACGAGGAUACAGAUCCAAACCCACUUUAUGAUUUAAUGUCUGCGUUAGUGGAAGAGAAGACUUCAGAAACUUCUGAAGAACGAGAAAGAAAGAAAAGGAGUGAGCAGGUUUACAAGGUACUGAUGGCUGCUGUUAAAAGGUGUACGAAGAAGGAUGCAGAACAGGCUUACUUCAACACUCUCAAUGUUAUGAGUUCAAAAUGUACUCCUCUCACCAAAAAGAGUGAAGAUAUACUGAUCAACCUGUCCAAGGAAUGGAAAAUCGAAAAGGACACUCACAACAAAUUUCUUGUUCGAAUCAAAAGGGCUAAAAGUUUCUGUCCCCUAAGCAAAUCCUCACAAGCACAAGCAAAGAAAAAUGCAUGCUCCAUUUGCAAAAGGCAGGAUUUUUUCAGUCGGAGAGACUUAGCGAAGCAUGAGAGGACAUGUCGUGAGAUAGAAAAGAAGCAAAUGUGUCAGGACGUCUUCGAUCGUGUUGUGAGGAAACCAAGAACGCCCAGAGUUGUGGUUGCAAGACCUGGAAAAGAAAAGGAAUCCAAAGAUGUCCCAAGCUGCCAAGUUUCUCCGACUGAUGAUUGCUGUAUCGUCGAACGCAACCAUGAUCCUGUACAAGACAACAUCUGGCUACAAGGUGAUCCUGGUUUCCCAUUCCAAGAGACCUGAAUAAAGUUUCCAACUGGUAUCUCUUAGCUCUUAUGUCAAAAGAUACUUUUUGUAUAAAAACCAUCUGACCGACAACAUAUAUUUUACAUAACAAAAACAAAAGUUGUGUUUUCAGUUU
Brassica napus (rape) is the source of this 3094-nucleotide messenger RNA. Its product is annotated as 70 kDa peptidyl-prolyl isomerase-like. Gene Ontology annotation, cellular component: cytoplasm. Gene Ontology annotation, biological process: protein peptidyl-prolyl isomerization. The record is from RefSeq and is a predicted model, not a curated record. NCBI's taxonomy places the organism in Eukaryota, Viridiplantae, Streptophyta, Magnoliopsida, Brassicales, Brassicaceae. Gene Ontology annotation, molecular function: peptidyl-prolyl cis-trans isomerase activity.